Diceros bicornis minor is the source of this 4275-nucleotide messenger RNA. RefSeq names its product septin 4 (gene SEPTIN4). Gene Ontology annotation, biological process: regulation of exocytosis; cytoskeleton-dependent cytokinesis. The record is from RefSeq and is a predicted model, not a curated record. Gene Ontology annotation, cellular component: septin complex; cell division site; septin ring. The coding region runs from base 2675 to 4108 and encodes 477 amino acids. Gene Ontology annotation, molecular function: GTPase activity; molecular adaptor activity; GTP binding. The transcript has 12 exons. NCBI's taxonomy places the organism in Eukaryota, Metazoa, Chordata, Mammalia, Perissodactyla, Rhinocerotidae.
UCGCCGGCCGCGGGCACAGGCGGGCACUGCUGGCAGGCAGCGCUGCGCCGCCGCUCCCAAGUUCCUCCUCCUGAUCCGAGCAGCGACGGAGCGGGCCCCGACCCCCGGGGUGCUGCCCGCGUUCUUGGACAGAGGAGUGGGUCCGUGCUGGAGGCGGGGGGCCUCCGGCCGAGACGCUCAUGUUGGGCUGGGGAGGGCGCGUCAGCGAUGCGCGGAGGUGAGGGCUCCCAGCCUUGCCUGGGUCAGCUGUUACCUGGGUGACCCCUCCUCACCCACCUACCCUAGGUUCAGGGGUUAGCACCAACUUCCUUUAGAAGACAUACAGAGGAGGCCCAAAAACACUGCCUGCCUCCCCAAGAGGGAUGGUGAGACGCUUGGGCCCUCCUUCCCACAGCCUGGCCAGGGGCAGCUCCUAGGCCCUUCCCACAGCGCCCUCUGCCCAGGCACCCCUGAGAGAGGGAAGCCCAGACCACCAUCCUACCCCGUGGGAUCAGCUGUGUCCCUCUACCUCUGAGACAAGAACCAUGGGGAAGCUUCCUGCUGCUGCAUCCUACACCCCCCCCCAUACCCAAACCAGGUCCCGCUGCAGUGGUGGGGGUUGGGGGAACUCAUUCCUGCCACCUGCCUGUAGUGGGAGGAGAAGCAGUAACCCUAGCCAGCCUCCCUUCCUUCCCCAGGUAGGAAGUUUUGAUGUUUGGCUGUGAGGGUGCCAGCUCUUCUCCUGCCAUCGUUGCCAGAGCCCACCACAAACACAUUAUGCCGGGAGUCAGGGCCUCCAGGCCCCAGGCCGGCCUCUCCUCUCAGUCUGGAAGUCAGUCAGCCUAGCCUUUGCCCUCUGCAUUGGGAGGCACAGGCUGUUUACAGCAGGAGGAGGUCUGUGACUAGCCUGUGGGGCAGGGUGUUGCUGUGGGCAGCCUCCAGAAGGGAGCUCCCUGGGCCCCAUGGAAUCAGAAGCUUCCAGGUCUGGAAAGGCCAACCUUUUGGGCUCUUGUCGCUCAAGCUGUGUCUAGGCUGAGGCCCAAGUCUUGGCCAGGAAGUCUUGGUGACCCUUGGUGACCUUCCCCAAAGGGGGGUUCCUGGGAGAGGCCAAGCGGUGCCUUUCUUUAUUUAUCUCUGUCCCCCUCCUUCUCCCUACAUGGGGAUGGACAGACUGAUUGUUCCAGGGAUGGAAGCCUGUGGGAGCACUGAUUGUCCCCAGUGCCAAGCCCAGCAGGGGCCAAGAGGGGCUUUUUCUACCACAUGCUAAGUUCAGGUCAGCUAAGGUCUUGGUGCUUUCAACUUGGCUGAGGUCAUCCUGUUCCUCUCUAAUUAAAGACACCCCACCACCACCAGAGUCCUCAGCCCCAAGUCUCUGCACUCAAGCCGUCCAGUCCUUAGGCUGACUGGUUCAUGUCAAGCCAGACUCCUCUAUGAAGGUCUCUUUGUGAGGGGAGAUCAGUGUCCCAGCUGCUUUGGAGGUCAGUGGGGAGAGCUCCCCAGCCCUGGAGUUCCAGGGGGUUUUAGUUUGCAUGUGAUAAGAAUAACAGGCCAACAUUAAUAACCAUCCUGUGACUUGAGAUGCACCUUCUCUCCUCAGGUUCAAAGCAGCUUGAGGUAUCUGUCAUCUGGGAGAGCUUUCUCCCCCCAGCCUUCCUGGGAGGCAAGGAAGGGCCAUUCACAAUAGUACAUUAAGACCCUGAAAUUAAGACACUAUUCCAAAUCACAAAGGGUGUUUCUGGCCAAACCAGAAACAGCGGCCUCCUGACUCCUAGUCAAGUGCUCUAUCUGCACACUCCCAGCCCGGCCCCUCAAUUUGUUCCCACCUAAUCGGCAACUCUGAAGCCUCUGAGAUGCUGGCCUCCUGUUGGCCUGAACUCAUGCCCCUCAGAGAACAAGUGCUAGCAGCUCCUCCACGGACUCUCUGGAAGCGAUGGGGUGAUAGAAGUGAUACGGGUCCCCAUGAGUCAGAGGUCAGGUAUUCUAGGGUGGGAGGAGUCCAUCUGUGGCUGGGGCUCUCUGCAGGGAAAUCUAGGGGCAGAUUUCUGAAGACAGUGGGGUUCUCUGCUGGGAGUACACAAAGGGACACUUGGGAAGAAAAGUGGGGCAGUUCCCAUGAGAACCUAUACCCAGGGGAUUAUGGGACAUCCCACCCUACUUCAGCGCUGCUUAAAGUUAAGGUUAAAGAGAGAGAGUGGAAUCCUCUGGGAGUGGAGUCUCCUGGGUGGCUGUCUCCGUGUACUGAUGGGCCAGGUCACCUUGGGGUCAGCUCACAACCCUCUCACGGACCUCGGUGUCCUUGGGGGUUAACAGGAAAGGCCAAGUGGAUCAAGAGCCUGUGCUGCAGACAGACUUGGGAGGCUGUGCCCACCAGGGUAGGCAGCAGGCAGGCGUCAUGGGGCAGCCAAUCAGAGGAGAUGGGGACUGCAGAGAAACCGAGUGAUCCCGCUGCAGCUGAGCUGUCCUUGGAGGGUAGGAGCCCAGGGAAGGGGAGGAGGAGGGGUGGGGAAGGACAUUCCACAGGCUUUUUUGGCCCCUGACAGAGACAGGGAGGUCAAAGAGAAAGGGAAAGGAGCAAGCCAGGAAGCUGGAUUACAACAAGAGCAUCAAGACCAGGCUGUUUCUGUGUGUGAGGAACUUUGCCUGGGAGACGAAAUUAGACCUAGAGCUUGCUGACAGGGAUUCUGAAGCGUGGGACAUGGACCAUUCACUGGGACUGCAAGGCAGUUCUGUCCCUGAGGACAGGACUGAAGCUGGGAUCAAGCGCUUCCUGGAGGACAAGGAUGGUGCAGAACUGAACAAGUUCGUGAAGGAUUUCCCAGGAAGCGAGAGCUGCCACCAACCAGAGGCCAAGACCUGGGCGUCCAGGCCCCAGAUUCUGGAGCCAAGGCCCCAGGCCCCGGAUCUCUCCCAGGAUGACCUGGAGUUCAGACCCCCCUCGUGGCCCCAGCCCUCUGACAGCCAGCAGUACUUCUCUGCCUCAGUCCCUCUCAGCCCCUCAGCCCGGCCCCGCAGCCCGUGGGGCAAGCUUGAUCCCUAUGACUCCUCUGAGGAUGACAAGGAGUACGUGGGCUUUGCGACUCUCCCCAAUCAGGUCCACCGAAAGUCCGUGAAGAAAGGCUUUGACUUUACCCUCAUGGUGGCAGGAGAGUCUGGCCUGGGGAAAUCCACCCUUGUCAAUAGCCUCUUCCUCACUGAUCUGUACCGGGACCGGAAACUCCUCAGUGCUGAAGAGCGGAUCAUGCAAACUGUGGAGAUCACUAAACAUGCAGUGGACAUCGAAGAGAAGGGCGUGAGGCUGCGGCUCACCAUCGUGGACACACCAGGUUUUGGGGAUGCAGUCAACAACACAGAGUGCUGGAAGCCUGUGGCAGAAUACAUCGAUCAGCAGUUUGAGCAGUAUUUCCGAGAUGAGAGUGGCCUGAACCGCAAGAACAUCCAAGACAACAGGGUGCACUGCUGCCUGUACUUCAUCUCGCCCUUCGGCCACGGGCUCCGGCCAUUGGAUGUUGAAUUCAUGAAGGCCCUGCAUCAGCGGGUCAACAUCGUGCCUAUCUUGGCUAAGGCGGACACACUGACACCUCCUGAAGUGGAGCGCAAGAAACGCAAAAUCCGGGAGGAGAUUGAGCGCUUUGGAAUCAAGGUCUACCAGUUCCCAGACUGUGACUCUGAUGAGGAUGAGGACUUCAAAUUACAGGACCAAGCCCUAAAGGAAAGCAUCCCAUUUGCUAUAAUUGGCAGCAACACUGUGGUAGAGGCCAGAGGGCGGCGAGUUCGGGGCCGGCUUUACCCCUGGGGCAUUGUGGAAGUGGAAAACCCAGGGCACUGCGACUUUGUGAAGCUGAGGACAAUGCUGGUGCGUACUCACAUGCAGGACCUGAAGGAUGUGACACGGGAGACACAUUAUGAGAACUACCGGGCACAGUGCAUCCAGAGCAUGACCCGCCUGGUGGUGAAAGAACGGAAUCGCAACAAACUGACUCGAGAGAGUGGUACCGACUUCCCCAUCCCUGCUGUCCCACCAGGGACAGAUCCAGAAACAGAGAGGCUGAUCCGAGAGAAAGAUGAGGAGCUGCGGCGGAUGCAGGAGAUGCUGCACAAAAUCCAAAGACAGAUGAAGGAGACCCAUUAGCUGGCUUUCAGCCUUGGAUAUUUAAAUCUCCUCCUCUUCAUCCUGCCCAUGCCGGCCCCUCCCAGCACCAGCUCUGCCCAGGCCCCUGCAGCUACUGCCACUUCGCCUUACAUCCCUGCUGCCUCCCCAGAGACUCAGAGGAAAUAAAGUUUAACAAAUCUAUAGGA